Angiostrongylus costaricensis is the source of this 417-nucleotide messenger RNA. The record is from the annotation of a GenBank genome assembly. NCBI's taxonomy places the organism in Eukaryota, Metazoa, Nematoda, Chromadorea, Rhabditida, Metastrongylidae.
AUGACGGAAAUAGUUGCGCUGAUGCUUCAAAAAGGGGUGUGUCAUCAGAAGUUUUGCCCUUCUCGUGCAACUACUGUUGCCUGUCUACGUGUAGUUUCAAAUCACAUGACAUUUAUUUUGCUGAACCAUGCGAUACCACACAACCCCGGAGGUUUGAUGCAGAUGGAACAACGUCUCGGUUGUACCUUCGACCACAACCUCUACGCCGCAAAUAAACGACGCCUCAAUCCGAGGAACACGUGCGAUCCCCAAAUCGAGUCGUCGUUCAUUCAGCACUUCUUACUCAUCGCACUGCUCGUCCUCCGCUUGCUUCCGAUCGUUUUUGGCGUUCUGUUGUUAGCGAAACGCACACCGCUCAGCGAGUCCAUCGCUGUGUUCGUCGAAAAGCUACGCCCUGCACAUGAAAGGAACAGGUGA